Messenger RNA from Colletotrichum gloeosporioides, 1419 nucleotides. Its product is annotated as 3-dehydroshikimate dehydratase. The record is from RefSeq and is a predicted model, not a curated record. Lineage: Eukaryota; Fungi; Ascomycota; Sordariomycetes; Glomerellales; Glomerellaceae. The transcript has 2 exons. Bases 1 to 1419 code for a protein of 472 amino acids.
AUGCCUUCGCGCCUAGGUAUCAGCACCAUGUCGCUCGGCCGAUGCUGGGCUGGACACUCUUUUGAGCACAAGAUGGACAUGGCAGCAAAGUACGGCUACCAGGGCAUCGAGCUCUGGCACGAGGACCUCAUGGACGUCGCCGAGCAGCUCCCCGGCGGUGCCGCCCUCCUCGAGAACCAGAUCGCCGCCUCCAAGAUUGUCAAGAGGAUGUGCGACGUCCGCAACAUUGAGGUCAUCUGUCUCCAGCCUUUCCAGCACUUUGAGGGCCUCGUCGACCGCGAACAACACGCCCGUAGGGUCGAGGAGCUGCGCGUGUGGAUCCAGCUCGCCCACGUCCUGGGCACCGACCUCAUCCAGAUCCCCAGCAACGUCCUGCCCGCCGAACAGGUCUCUGAGGAUCUCGAGCUUCACAUCGCGGACCUUGCUGAAGUUGCCGACAUCGGUGCCGCCUCCAACCCGCCCAUCCGCUUCUCAUAUGAGAGCCUGUCGUGGGGCACCAGAGUCGACGUAUGGGAGACGUGCUGGGAGGUCAUCCAGCGGGUCGACAGGCCCAACUUCGGAAUGUGCCUCGACACCUUCAACAUUGCCGGCCGCAUCUUUGCCGACCCCUGCGCCGCCUCGGGCAGGACAGAAGACGCCGAGCAGGCGGUGAAGGACUCCAUCCAGAGGCUCCUCACGACCGUGGACGUCUCCAAGAUCAUCUACGUGCAGGUCGUCGACGCCGAGCGCCUCGCCGAGCCGCUAUGCCCGACGCACCCUUAUUACAACGCCGAGCAGCCGUCCCGCAUGUCCUGGUCAAGAAACUGCCGUCUGUUUUACGGCGAGUAUUCAAGGGGGGCGUAUCUCCCCGUCCGAGAGAUCUGCGCGGCCAUCUUCCAGGGCCUGGGUUUCGAGGGUUGGGUCAGCUUUGAGCUGUUCAACAGGAGGAUGUCGGAGGAGGACCACGACGUACCAGAGGAGCUCGCCAAGAGAGGAGCUGUGGCCUGGAGCAAGCUGGUGAGGGAUAUGAAGCUGAGAGUGGAAGAGCCUUCGACGGCCGUGACGGCCCUUCUGCUUAAUCUUCAUGUGCUUUGCCGCAAACUCGAUGGCCGCCGUGUACCCGUAGACGCCCAAGCCGCAGAUGACGGCGGUGGCCUUGUCGCUCAAGUAGCUGUGGUGUCUGAAGGCUUCCCUCGUGUGGACGUUGGAGAUGUGGCACUCGACGAAGGGGAUGUCGACGCCGAGGAGGGCAUCGCGGAUGGCGACGCUCGUGUGUGUGUAGGCGCCGGGGUUGAUGACGAUGGCGUCGAUGUUGCCCCUGGCCUCGUGGAUGCGGUCGACGAUGGCGCCCUCGUGGUUGGACUGGAAGUUCUCGACUUUGAUGCCCAGGUCAGAGGCCUGCUUCUCGGCCAUGGAGACGACGUCGGCGAGGGUCGUUGA